This is a messenger RNA of Porites lobata, 18056 nucleotides long. Lineage: Eukaryota; Metazoa; Cnidaria; Anthozoa; Scleractinia; Poritidae. The record is from the annotation of a GenBank genome assembly.
CUGAUACUUUAUACAUUCAAGAGUAAACAGUGGACUGCGCAAUCUGAGGCGAAUACUCAGGUAAGAUCACGAAUUUUCCGGAAAACUUUAUUCGGACUGGUUUGUUUUUUGCUUUUAAUAUUUAGUACAUAGUGACAUAUUUGUAACACAAUAUUAUUAACGGACAGCCGGGAACCAGAACCGAUCGGUCAAUAGCAUAAACUAAGCCUAUUUAGAUGAGUGCCAAUAUCUGGUGGAAUGUCUUAAUGAGCAGCAAUAAUGAUGCCGCUCGCUUUAAUUCAACAAUUUAUAGAUGAAAAGAAGCAGCUUUAACUGUUGUAAAACUAAAUUGAUUUUGAUCAUUUUUCGCUGACUCUUGAAAAGCUGUUUGUUGUCCAAUCAGUACUCUGUCGAUUAUCAUCUCUCUCUGUUAUUUUCGUUUGGGUUUUUUUCUUUGUAAGUUAUAAUAGCGGCAUAUGAACAACACGGCGGUCUCUUUUCUUUGCUCUUGUGUUGAUAGGUCUCAAAAUAUUGCGUCAUUCAUUUCUGACAUCAAGGCUUUUAUGUCCACCACUAAACGAAAGUUAUCUGUCAAAAAACUUGGAAAAUGCCAGUAAUCUUGGCACGACAAUUAGUGACUGUUGAUUGAUUGGCUUUAUCAGAAAACUCUGAAGAGCCUUCAUCUACCCAAUGCUUUUAUGGAAUUGAGGUAAUAUUAGGAUUCAGUUUUACCUUCAUAUUAGUGUAGCACAAUUUUGAAAACAGUCGAGUUAUCGGGAGUUCGAGUUGUCGAGGGUAAAAUGAUAUAGAAUAUGAUCUGAAGGGGAAUGAAAAUUGCUUCGAGUUAGAGGGAGGUUUCGAGUUAUAGAGGGUUCGAUUCACCGGGAGUCGACUGUACUGAGUGAAAUCCAAUUGUUAGAGAGUGUUUUAUUUAUUAAUAUAAAUAAUCCCUGUUGUUGCAUUAGACCAACUACAAAUACGAUCAAUUAAUAGAUAUCUUCCUUUGAACUUCUUCAGCAGCGCCAUAAUGAUGAUGCCAGUAUUGGUAUUGGCCAUAUCCUGCUUUGCCUGGCAAAUCCCCAGAGGUAAAUAAGACGACUAGAACUUAACUUAGUAACGUACAUGUCAGUUACCACGGUUACCCAACGACCGACUGUUUCCAAAUACGUCAGGAGUGUCUCAAAUGGUUUUCUCUAUGAUUUGAAGCGUGAUUGGUUACUUUGAAGCUGCCCUAAAAACUAUUUAUCUGUUCAGAUGUCCCAGGGGAACUUAAGUCGUCUCGAAAUUGUUAUGGUUAUGUCAUUUUGACUAGCCUCACUGGCUGUUUUAAAGUUAAUUGAUAUUUUUCUUUCCUUUUUAACUUUAAAUUUUUAGGAGAAAAUCGUGCCACUGGAGGAGAGGUGAUUAUAAAGCCUAUAACUAACAAUGUGCAACUACAGUUUUCUCAAUAUUUAGAAGUCAGAAUGGAAAACAUGAUUAUUAUGGCUUUAAACGGAUUCCAAAAGAUAAGAUUUCUUAGGCUGCCACUUGAAAUUUGCCUUUUACCGGAGAGCUGGUUAGUUGAAAAUAACAAAAUAUAUCUCCUGCGUUUAUUUUUAUUCAUUUUCGUUAUUUUUGGUGUUGUCUUUACCCAGCGUUAGUCUAAAAAAUAUCCUUGGAGCCAUUCAGAUUUUCGAUUAUUCCGAGAAUGUUUCCAAACCUUGUAGCUGACAUCUGCUAUUGAAGAACUUUAUGCAAUUCAAUACAAAUAAUGCUUUUGAUCCCUAGAACUCAAACAAGAUUCCCGGCGCGUACUGUGACAUGGUUUUAUUGAAAAGAUUAACAUUAAUAUCUUUAAAAUUACACGUUAUCUGAUACAGUUUCAUUAUCCCUUGUAGUCUACUCUUCACAAUCAAAUGACGAGAGCGGAAAUCAAACACUAUUUUGGAGUACAGCAUUGGAUGGAUGGUAUAGUUGAAAUGAAUAAAGGACAUUUUAAUCGACUUAGGUGAAAUUUUGAGUCAUUUUUUCCGCAUGAAUUGUAAUAUUACAUACAUAGUAACAUUUUAAUACCAUUUUUCCAAAGUUCCUGAAUACGAAGUCACGUUUCCCUUCGAGGUGGACGAAAAGGGAGGCCUUGCAUUUAAUUCUCUAAACCACCGUCGGCUGCUGAAAAGAGGGAUUGAUGAUAAAGGCAGUGGUAUUCAGUAUAAUUACCAUCUCAACGCCUUUGGAGAACAAAUGCGUCUUCAUGUUAAACGUAACACAAAGUUUAUGGCACCGGAUCUUCAAUUAGAAUCACGUGAUCAAGAUGGAAGGCGAACUACAAGACCUGUCUCUGAAAAUACCUUUUACGUGACCGGGCAGGUGGACUCGGAACCAGAUUCCUUAGUAGCUUUGAGUGUUGGGGAUGGAAUGGUAAUUGGUCAUUUGUACUUUGAAUUGAUAUUCAAGCUUAAAUCAAAUGAUUUCUACAAUGAAAUAAUGCCUUUUAAUUACACGGUGUAAAAAGAUCAAUAGAAGCUAUUCAAAAUCCUCUUAUGACAAGUCUGCAGAAAAACUAUUUUUGCUACACUUGAAGCUUGAGGAAACAGCCAAUAUUUCACGAUGCCACCACAGGUUUCCCUGCGAAAUGACAUCUGAUGAACAACUGCAGAACUGAUUCCACACCAUGCCAGUAUCCCUAGUUCUGGGUAGAGCUUCUUAUUAAUGGCACCGCGAGUUAGAUUCGUUUUAACCAUUUAGAAGCACUAUCUACCCAGAUCUGCACAGUGACACGUCAUCAGUAUGGAAUUUUCAAACUCCUUUCUAAGACGUUAUUUCGAAAGAAACCUGCAGCAGUGGCGUCGCAAAAAUUCGGCUGUUUUCUCAUGUUUUUUCAAUACAAAUUAUUCCGUUCUUUUUUUGUUUUUGAGUACUCAAACAAAGAAAAACACCGGAAAGUGAUUUUUUGUGGCUGUUCCUUGUAAACUGCAUAAUCAAUGUUGUAUUGUGUGACGAUUCAGUAAACGAUUGUAUUUGCUUUGCUAUGACAGACUGGUUUCAUUAAACGAUCACGUGACGCCAUGGUCGUCCAUCCUCUACCCGAACACUUGGCUUUACAAUUUCGAAACGAAAGCGAAAGAAUACCGCAUGUGGUGUAUCAGAGACCUCUGCGGGAAGACUUUGAAUGUCACACAAGUGAGUGAAAAUAAUUGUAAAUGGUUUGAACUAUUUGUAAUAAGUAGGUGGAUUAACAAGGGGAAUUCAUGAUGGCCGCUUUGGUGGGCCGCGCAGUCCUGAAUAGGCGAAUCUUUGCUGACGUCAUUGUUUAAAUUUUUCCUCAUUAGCAUACGACUGAACUCAUAGAAGCCGUGGGCGUAAAUACGAACUAAACUUAAAAGUUGAAAGGGCCGAUAAAUUAAGUUGAGAAAUUUGUGCAAUUUUCAGCUCUUUGCCAGCAACAUUGAAGGAAAUAUCAGCAACUGAUGGGUGGCAAAAAAGUUAGAGCCAUAAAUUGUCUGUAAAAUUUCGAGCUUUUAGAAGAGAAUUUCUCUGAAACCACUCGGUGUAUUGGGCUCAAAUUUUCAGAGAUAACUGAAACUGUUAUGCCCUUUCAAUAUUCAGAGUUUAUAUUUUAUUAACGUCAUCAGUUAGUGAUAAGCAUAUGUUAAUGAGGCAAAAAGUGUAAACAAAGCUUCGCUGAUAGGACUGCUCAAGAUACUUGUGAGUGAAUAGUGCUUAAAUCUGUUACAGGAAAUACAUUUUUCGAGCAUUCUGAGAUAUUAAGUGAUCUCAAGGAACUGUAAGUAGAAUGAAGGAAAACAAUACACUUAGUCUAGAGACGUUCCUUAACAUUAAUCGCUCAUGAUUUUAAUCCACCCUUAGAGAUGAACAAGUUUUCAAAACGAGGCCUAAACCAGCAGCUAGAAGACGCGAAUAGUAAUGAAGGCCUACUAAUCGACAAGUACCUGGAGGUAGCAUUACUGGCAGACGAACAUGUUGUUUCAGCUCACGGGAAUAAAACUGAGGAAUUUCUUCUGCUUUUAGGCAGCAUUGUAAGGCUAAAACCAGAUGUACAUACUAUACGUUCAUUUUCAUUUUAUCCUAAAAGAUUUCCCACCACUUCUCUACCUGAUGAUCACGAUGUACAGUCACACCCCGCUUUACGGACACCCGCUUAAUACGGACACCUCAUUAUUUCGGACAUUUUGCUUUGUCCCUGGGGAAAGAAAGCCCGGCUUACAUUUUCUCUAAAUUCAACCCGCUUGAUACAGACACCUUUUUUUAAAAUACUGACACUCUCUAUGCUCCCCUCCGGGUUUGACUGUAUCAGGAGUAUUCAAAGGUGCCUUCUUCUGUACGAUCCAGAAGAAUCAAGGCACUCGUAGGGUGGUAAUAUUUUUGGCUGAUACAUGAGCUUAUCUUAUUUCCCUAGUUUGCAUUGUUAAGCUGAUUGGAGAAAUUCGAUUCAAUGUUCGGAAACUUUACUGGAAAAGUAAAUUUGGCAUCGUCAGUAUCACUGAAGAGAAACGUUUGUUGGUCACGGAAGAAAUGAUCACAAAUUGAAUCUUCGCACUCACCACCCAACAUAUCGUAUUUAUUCGAAUAAGCACCCCACCUAGAAUUAGCGCCCACCUCGAAUAAUUAGCGCCCAUCCUAAAGGCAGAAAAAGUUAAUAAGCGCCCAGCCUCGAAUACGCUCCCACACCCAACCCCACCCACUUGGGUGACAAUGAGAUGGAAAUUGGAUAAGUAUUAAUAUAAAAAAGAAGACGGAGUUUUCUUCAGAGUAGGGAUAGUUUACAGAAACCUUGCUUUGUUACAUCUUCGCGUUUCGUUAUUACCAUUUAUUGUUUUGUUGCAAAAUAAACACACUUCACUUGCUGAAAAUGGUGAAAUCUAAUAAGCGCCCAGCCUCGAAUAAGCGCCCACUCUCAAGGUCCAAAAAUUUAAUAAGCGCCCAGGGCGGUUAAUCGAAUAAAUACGGAAAUUACCCCAGGGGUAUGAAAUUUGUGUCUAUCUUAUUCUUAUUUUAUUUCCGCCUGUGAAAUGUUUCCUGAAAGGCUAUUACUAAGUCAGUUACUUUUUUUUGAAAUUUCAGGUGAAUUCACUUUUCUAUGGUGUAACUGUUGGAAACAUCAAAAUCAAUUAUGUAAUCACGCGUCUUGUCCUUAUCACAAACGAAGAGGUAUUACUGUAAUAUUCAUCCUCUGCUUUCUUUUCCACCAAAGGUUAAAUUCAUUUAGAGUCACUGAUACGAGGAGGAUGUGACUUGAAGCUAUACAAUGUUGUUUUUUCUUUUGAAUCCACAAGUUUUAAUGUCACCGAUCUUCAGAAUGUUAACUUAAUUAUUGUGAAAUAGGGUGCCGUGACAUUCUUUUCAACUACCGACUUACGUUGAAACUUAAAAAUGUUUAAACAGCUUUACAAAAUUUGCCUGUAAGAGCAUGAAACAGCUAAAAACUGAUUAUUUGAGUUAAUUAAAUUUCCAGUGAAUAGUCUGAUUAACCCUUUCAGUACCAGAGUGAAUGGUAGAGUCUUGUAAGGUUCUUCAACUUUUAAAUCUGUGGUCAAAUUCCUGCGUUAUGUGGAACAUUUCAAUAAAACCUCUUUUGCAAGAAUGUCACAUUAAGCCAGUACUAUUUGCUUUUCAUCACUUUACAAAAUGAAAUAAGGAGAUUUUGUUAAAUUUUGACUUAGGCCAGGGUUCCUGCUCAGGCCGCUCUUGGAAGUGAAGGGGUAAAUUGUCGCCGUGUUUCAGUCCUAUGGCCAUGGCAAUACAUUUUUACGGUUAACUGUGAUGUUUGUAAACACCCUAAAAAAUUGCUUACGAUCAAUCGAUCAGUGCUUAUAGUAAUUUUGGCUUUACCUCCCUGAUUUUCAGCUUGGAGUUGAUCCUUCAAAUUCAGGUGUAAGUCAGGUGACUGUGAUCCAAAAACUGGAAGCCUGGGCUCGUAAUAACAACAGAAAUAACGCAUCUGAUCCACUUCAGUUCGAUGUUGCUUCUCUUGUUCGCAGGUAACCUGACUCAUCAUUAUUACCAACUGAUAAUAUUUUAUACUGAAAAAGCGAAUGUCUUUUACCACGUCACACAAGUCAAUUUAGUGUGUCCAGAUAAAAAAAAUAUAUAUUUUUUUCAUGAGAACAAAACCUAUUUCUCCAAAUAAAUGAAUAGGCCAUUUCUGAGUUUCCCUGGCCCAGGCCUCUGUUCCAAACGAGGUGCUUAGUGCUCAGCCUUUGAUAUGGAAAUGAUUUUCCAUUCUCAUGCAAAUAAAACAAAGGUUGUGCACUUUGCCUUAUUUUGAAACUGAGGGUUUUUGGAACUUGGAAGUGGCCUAUUUCAUUUAGGAAACGAUCUAGUUUAAUUAAUGACAGAUGACACAAUUAUUUAAAAGGUAAAAUAAUGCAUGCUUAAGUUACCAAUUUUCUUUCUUUUUUUUUCAACAUCCGUCUACCCAAUUGGGCGCACGAUGAGGGCGUCGGCUUCCACGUAGGCUUACACCUAAGAAAAUAUGCUUCAAAGUAGGUUAUUUAAAAAUAUUUCUAACAAAAUAAUAAUUUGUUAUAUCCAUUGAUUCUGAUUACUCUUACUGUUUGUAUUUUAUCCUCAAAGCGCUGGAAUUGGAGGUAAGGAAUAUGACUUUUAUACCUCUUCUUUCUUCUUAGUGGGUGAUCAAAACGAGUCUCAAUUUCUUUUCUUCCUUUAUUCUCUUAGAAUAAUAAUGGGAUAAAUCCAUAUUCUUUCGAUUACUGCUUGUAACACUAUAUGUAGUUAAAUAUGUUCAGCAACGGCUUUUAUAUGUUCAAAGUCAAAGGGCCCAAAUCUUGAGAUGAUCUAUGUCGUAUACUAUUGUUAUAAUAUCAUAGUUUAUCAUUCAUUCAAAAUAUUACUCCGUUUCUGACUGGCUUUCUGACACUGUAUCCUUCGGUUAAUUCUUCAUAACCAGCUAGUGUUGACCAAAUUAUGAAGACGUUAGCGAUCUUUGUUAAAAUGACGUCAGUAGUGCAGGCUGUUGCCAUAAUGUUGCUAAAAAGAGGUACAGCAACCGAGAAGCCCUGGACAUGAGGGUUUUUUUUAGCUCAAUUGUUUUCGCAGAGCUUUUAUAAAAGCAAUAUAGCAAUCUAAAAAUUUUUGGUGGUUUACCGGCGUUAUAUAGUAAGCCCACUUUGUAUAUUUGGGUCGCUAGAAAAGUCCUAGAUAUAGUUUUUGCAAUUUUCUGAACGUUUCUGUUUUGGAUCUUUAGGAGUGGCGGUGGUGUACAAUUCAGUUUGCCCUCACAAUGACCUGGUUAAUGUAAACAGCGAUAACGGACUGCAAACUGCUUACACAAUUGCACAUGAGACUUCUCACAAGUAAGUACUGGCUUCUGUGGCUUGGAUGCUGCUUUGGCAUCGAGCCCCGUUUUGUAGACUUCUCAAUUCAGAGGAACAAGGUCACUCCUAUUGUCCAAGAAAUAAAAUCUGUCUAUUGGUUAAAAUCAACUUAUAAUCAUUUUCUUGAUUUAAAACUGUGGACCUGUAAAAAGUACUAACCAACGUUAUAAACGUCUAAUUCUGUUAUGAUGUUAUUUUAUUUAUUUUCACAGUCUUGGCGUUGAUCAUGAUGGAAAUGCCGAUUGUCCAAAUUAUAUCAACAUCAUGUCGUCGACGCUUAUAGCGGGCCCUGGGGCCUUGCAGUGGUCUUCUUGCAGCAGGGCUGCCAUUCAAACUUUCCUCUCGUAUGUGAAUACAUUUUGUCAUCUAUGAAAAAACCUGAAAGAAUGUUAAAAAUGUCCAUAGUUUUGUUAGAAUAUUGACUUUGCAAACCAGCUGCUUGUAACUUUUUUGGGUAUACGAAAUUUUAGUCCAGAGUCGUUCUCUUUCAAGUUUAAACUGUACUCUACUGAAACUUCAAAACGUGGUGAUGUAUUUCGAGACUUUUUAUUGAGAAGUCUUCACAGUGUUUCGGUCGCGGCGACUAAAGGAGAGACUGCCGAGAAUAGGAGAUCGUUUUCGUAAUCAAUUUUAACGUUUGCAACGAGAAGAAAUUUUAAUUUCUUGAAACUCAACUUUUAAUAAUUGCAUAAUUUCCCACCCUUAAAUAGCUAAGGAAAUUACAUAGUUCGAGAAUAGAAGAAUGGACUAGACAAAAAUGGCGACAAUAAUUUGUAACACAUUGAAGAUGUGGAUGUGUCAUGUCAACAAAUAAACAAAUCAGUUUUCUUAAGCAUUAGUUCACCCACCCGCUUUUUCAGUGAAUGCCAUUUUGUGUUAAAAAAGGUUAACCAGUAACGCAGUUAAUUUGGUAAGUUUAGUUAUUACUUCAUUUUUUCUUACAAAGGAGCGAUGAUUCUUUUUGCCUGGAUGAUGCUCCUUCAUCUACUCGUCCUAUUCCACCAGAGUCCUACUACACAAGGCUGCCAGGGGAACUAGUUGACGCAGAUACACAAUGCGAAUACAAUUAUGGUACUGGGUAUAGAAGAUGUCCACAUAUAAAUCUCGAGGUAAAAAAGAGUCGACUAUAUGUUUUAAAAAAAUUAAAGAAUCUUUAUCGGCGAACCAAGCACUUAACAAGCAAUUACAAGAGAGUAUUAGAAUGAAAUUAAUGCGUAAAUCCCAAUGACAUGUGAACGUUAGAUAUUGAGUUCUAUCCACUGAGCCACCGAGAGGAGAGACUCAUGAAAAGCAAGGCCGUAUACUACGCCUAGUAUAGUCCAGCAUAUUCUGCUGGAAUAUUGAAAUUAACUUUUCAUUUCUGUUAAAUUUCCAGGAUUCAUGCGAGGCCCUGCAUUGUACCCGAGAUGGCUACACAUGUUUGUCCUCCUUUAUAUUGCCCCUCGAAGGAACGCCUUGUGGAAUGCGCAAGGUAAGUUAAACCCCUAGCCUUCCGAGAGAGUGCAGUAACACAUAUUUGGAAUAUAACUGAUUUUCCCUCUUUUUAAGUGGUGCAUCAAAGGUGCCUGUGUAGAUAAUGGCACACCGAAGACUGACGGAGGCUGGACCGAGUGGUCUGACUAUACCACGUGCUCUCCUUCUUGUGAAGGAGGGGUGCGAUACAGAGAAAGAACAUGCACUAACCCAGCGUAAGUGAAGCGGAUAGAAGAGGCCUAAACGCAAUGGGACUUCUUUCAUUUUUUUUAUUUUGGGAGAAGGUUUCAGUACUGAGAGUCGUUGACAGCUUUGCUUCUACUGACAAACGAUUCAUUUGGCCUUGCUUUGAAAUUAUAAGGAGAAUAAACAUAAGAAUUUUCCACGGGCGGAUUUAAGGGUUGGUCCAGUGUUGCCUGCGUGCAGACGUCUCCUAUUUCCGUUUUUGCACGCGGAAAAGGGACGUCUGCGUAACCCCGUCGCUAAUCGUGUUCCAGCUUCCCGCUGGCAGGGUAUUCUAUUUCGCAUAAAUUGUGAAAUAAUAUCCGGUUAGAAAUAAGAGUUGACAGGCCAAACACAACAUCAUAAGCUCUUGAUAAUGCGAAACGUGAGCUUGAGAAUCUGCCUGAACAGAGGUUUUUCUUCUUUUCUCUCUCGCGCGGUUACUAGCACUACACAGUGCAUGUAGCAUUCUAAACUUUGACUGAGUAAAUCUCGUUUUUGCCGCACUAAGUCUUACAUUUAGAGGUCAUGAAGCAGGUUUGUUACAUGCAUACUGAGUAAUCAUUUCCUGUGGUUUAUGCUUCUGUGGGUGUUCCUGAUAGGAUUUGAUUUCAGAUGCAGUUGUAAAGUGUUUAAAUUUUCUUUGACCUCUGUUUGCUACGGCUAAAUAAAGAUUUUAGUUUCUUUGGCUGGUUUUUUCCGAAAUACCUGCCUAAUGCGAAGUCCACGCCGCUUUUGUAGUUUUCUCAGGCACUCUUUGCAAAUAUGAUGUGAUGUGUCAUGCACAGUAAUUGUAAAGAAAUAAUUUCCUCGCACACGUUAAAUUUUCCGCGUCCUCGCACAAGAUUUCAACGGUCUGCACACAAUGGCACAUGUUUUCAUUUGUUUUGGCUGGAAAACGCCGAUUACAUAAAUCACCGCAUACAUUAUCAGUCCAGAUUCGAUAACAACCAAUCAGCGUUAAGUCAAACAAUGCGCACUGUGUGUCAGCCUAUCACAGCAAGUUCCCAAGAUCUUGGGAACCCAGUGGGACGCUGGAACACGAGUAGCGACGGCGUCACUCAGACGUCCCUUUUCCGCGUGCAACAAAGGAAAUAGGAGACGUCUGCACGCAGGCAAGUCCAGUGGAUCGCAGUUCUUCUUUUUUUGGGCAAUUUCGAAAUAUUUUUAAAGAAUUCUCAAUAAAAUAAAUGGUAUAUAAUUGGCAAGUGUCCAAGCCGCCCCUUUCUGAAUAUUCUGGAUGCACCUCUGUUUUUUCUAAAAGAUCAGGAAAAAAAUACAGUAAUUAAUCAUAACUUUAGGCAAAACACUGAAGUGAGAAACAAACAAAAACAACAAAAAAAUAGCAAAUGGAACAAAAACGUCCUACCAUGACAAUUUUUUAAAACUUUUUAUUAAACUUUUUUUUUAUCAGCCCUCAGAAUGGAGGUCAAAACUGUGCUGGGCCAUCGAAAGCUCAUUGGGAAAUAUGCAAUAGUAAUGUGAGUAAAAGGUAGUGAGGUAAUGUGAGAAGGGGUCUCCAAACUAUCUAAUAAUUUAUGCCGUUGCUGUUUAAUCAUGAGUUAGGAUAGUUGUUACUUGACAGCUGUCUCACCAGGCAUUCUGCCAGUCGUACUCACGGUUUAAUUUAGGAAGAAGAUUAUUUCUGGCCGCAUCUUUGAAAGGAAGUUAAUGGUCGAAAUAACGAAUAUAUUUCGUUAUAUUUUUAAGUUAUAGAAUUCUGGAGCCUUUCCUUUUCGUUUUCAGGUUGCUUGUCCACCCACUCAACCAACAUAUCGCAACAUCCAGUGUCAGGAAAUUGAUUCAACCUUAACCUUCUAUCACAUAUCAAGUAUGAAAUAAAAUAGUUAAAACUAGAUUAAGGUCAAGAAGCAUUCCGCUGGUGCGCAAAACUAUUUUUCCACAAACAUGUUAUAUUGUCUAAAAGCUUAAUUCAUUCAGUUGUGCUCUGGAUCCAAAAUCUACCUGGUUGUUAAAGAACAGUAUUGAUGUUCUCUUAAAAACGUAUCUUUUUCGUGAGAGCUCUUUCUUUUAGUUGUAAAAAGCAUCGAGACAUUUAUAACAACAACAAUGUAUUUAUUUAAAGAAAUAUAAAGUUACAAUACUUUAUGUCCUGCAAAUAGCUAUAAUGCUAAUCUAGGCAGGACAAGACUUUAAAUAAAGACGUUAUUAAAUUACAUGAGAAAAAAGAAAAGAAAAGAAAAGAAAUACAAUAACAUACAGAAAGAAACACCUUACACAUAAAUUCAAGGACAGGGGAUUUGGUUAUUUAAAAAAAGACUAAAUUACAACUGGAGGUAUAUACAACAUAUCAGGUUAACUUCUUAAAAUAUUCUAUUAAAUGUAGAAUGCGUUUUUAAGAACUUUAAUUAUUAUUGUUAUUAUUAUUAAUUCCAACAAGGUAGUGUACGCGCACUUUUGAAGGUUAUAGCUACUUUAUAAGUUGAAUCCUGAUUAAUUCGAAUUUGAUGUGGUGUGUGUUUGUGACUCGGUAGGGGUCCCUCGGUAGGCCUUUGUCAAACGUCCCCACAAAAACUUGAUCUGAAAGCCAGGAGGUGGGUUGUUCGAUAGGAUUUGUAAACUCGAAAGUCUUUAACGCCGCUGAGAAUGAAAUUCCGCUAAACCUUAGGGCGCUUUGCAUGUGAUUAAAAGAAUUCCAGAGAACCUCAGAAUGUGAAAGUAUGAAAUUCAAGUGAAAUUGAGACUGAAUAUUAAACCUAUUGUGCGAAAUUAAAUUGGUUUUCAUAUGCGUGUAUCUUUUUAUUUCAGGCGUCAGUGCAUGCACACUUACCUGCCUAUCAGGAAAUUCAGUUCGCACUUAUGGUAACGUGGCUGACGGGACUCGAUGUGAUCACCAAAACCCUUUUGUGUAUGAUGUCUGCAUAAAUGGACAAUGCCAGGUACUAUUAAACUCACGUCUAAACCUGUUGUACCCGAUAGCUAGUUUUGACACCAGGUUUUGACCCCAAGUAACAUCGAUCUUUGGGGAUAUACUCGCAAUUGCACCGUAUUCUAAAGCAUUUUUUUUCUUUGAGUGUGUGUGUGUGUUUUAUUUCUUAGAAUUGGAAAGCGUAUACAUUAACCUGGUGCACAUUAGGUGUAGCCACUCUGGGAAACUUGGGUCGGAGAGCAGAUCGGUGCAUUGCUUUAAUCCGCACGAUCGAAUGAAGAACUCAUACUGUUAAUAAAUUUAAAUCAUUUUGCGUUCCUCUUCUACAGUCCGUAGGCUGUGAUCACGUCUUGAGUUCGGGAAAGGACAAAGAUCGAUGUGGAGUUUGUGGUGGCGAUGGAGAUUCCUGUACCUUGGUGAAGUCCACCUAUACCGAGAACUACAUCCGAUAUGGUAACAUUAACAAGUUAAUAAGUUUGUCCUUAUGGAAAUUGCGUAACGUAGAUGAACAACAAUAUGAGAAAUGAUCUUGUAGUGUAUGUUGGGAUAGAAAUAAACAUGUUGUUAUGAAUAGAUUAUUUAGACACUUUUUCAGGUGUGUAUUUGGGUUGAGCUCUGCGCAACACCUCUAUCUACCUCAGAUUUCGUAAGUUAACGAAUAGAGAGAGAGAGAGAGUGUGUGUGUGUCGUACAGUAAAGGUCUUGAGUUGUCUUCACAGGAAAAAAUCAAUCGUUUCAAUUCAUUUUCCAUUUACCAUUCAUCGAUAUUUCAGCUUACAGCCCUGUUGAUACCAUUGUUGAACUACCCGUGCACACUGCUAAUGCUGUUUUCGAAGAAAGAAGCAAGACCUAUAAUUUAAUUGGUAAGUAGGAAAGGCAAUUAACAAACAAAACAGAUACAGUCGACGUUUUGGCAGUUUUGAGUGAAACAAGAACUGCAAAAAAGUUAAACAAAGCGAGAGACCUCAGACUAGUGUCUAAUGCUUAAAGGGAUAUCUUACUAGUCGGCCAGUUUUGAGUGUUGGUAAGCACCUUUAUUCUUAAUCUCAUUAAAUAAGAUCUACAUUUUUUAUUCAAAGACAAAAAGACGAAUUAAACACACUUACGUUUUUUAAAUUCGAAGCCAAAUUGAACGAUUAGAAUGUCUAUUAAAAUACCAUGAACUGGCAAUAAGAACUCAGACUGACACGAAGGUCAGAUGGUUUGCUGAAACUCGAGUCAAUAGAAUAGUUAACACUUUUAAGCCAAGUGGCCUUACUUGAGCGCGCUAUUAUAUGAAUCAGGGUAACUCUGACGCCUCUAACACUGACGGUGAUAGUUGUCAGCGAGUUAGAAGGCCACAUUUUAAAUGACUUCGUGAGGAUCAACUAUUCUAUUUCCUUAUCAAAAAUACCCCUUUUAGUAAUAAGAACAAUAUAAGUUAACCAAGGAUAAAUGCAAAAAUACAAAAAAAAAAAAAAAAAAUUACAAAUGCAAGUCACAGACAGUGUCUUUCACCUUUUCUGUGCAUUUUCCGCUCAGGUGUUCAAGAUGAGGAGGGAAAUGACUUGAUUCCUAUUCCUUCUUGGUGGGGCAAAGUUGUAUACAAAGCUGGUACAAAAAUAACCUACAUUAAUGAUGCUAAGUUUCCUGACCGCUUGGAAAUUGAAGGUCCAACAAACAUGCCUCUUAGAAUAGUUGUAAGUAUUGAUUAGAACUGAAUGUAGUCUUCAACUCUCUCCAAUCCUAUGAUGAGGUCAAGAGGAACAUGAAAAAAAGAAAUCUAAUAAUAUUGAAUUAAUGUAACUACCGUAUUUAUUCGACUAAGCGCCCAACCUCGAAUUAGCGCCCACCUCUAAUAAGCGCCCAUCCUAAAGACAGAAAAAGUUAAUAAGCGCCCAGCGUCGAAUAAGCGCCCACCCCAACCCCACCCUCUUUCACCUCCCAACCGAAAAAAAAUUAAAUAGUUACUAAUAAGACACUUCCUCGAAGACGGAAUUUUCUUCAGACUAUUUUACAGAAACCUUGCUUUGUUACAUGUUCGAGUUUUGUUAUUACCAUUUACCAUUAUUUUUGUUCCAAAAUAAACAUACUACACUUUUUGAAAUUGUGAAAAUUGAAUAAGCGCCCACUCUCGAGGUCCAAAAAUUUAAUAAACGUCCGGGCGGUUAAUCGAAUAAAUACAGUAUGUUAAAAUGCUGAGUACAUAGGGUUAAACCCCCAAGAUCUCGUGCAAUGACUCAAACGUUUAAAACACAUUACAUGUCUCAACUGUUGUCUUUAGGAAUAAAAGUAUAAAAAAUAGCUUGUUUACUUGUAAGAUUUCUUGAAUUGAUGACCAUGACUUUCGAUGUUUACUGAAUGUAAUGGUACCAUUUCUUGUGUUUCUAUCUGUUUCGAUAUUACUUUCCUAUUGUCAUCUUCUUUUGACAAUUCGUUCUACUCCUAACUUACACUGAUUGAUAUUUUUUAUUUUUCGUAUAGUUUGCCCAUUUGUCAGAAGCAAACGUAGGUAUCGACUAUCAGUAUUUGAGGCCUCUUGAGGAGAACGAAUCUCCUGAGUCAGCAACCUGUUCCUGGGUCACAUCAAAUUGGACAGAUUGCACAACAGGUGGUUAUUUUUACAAUGAUCUUCACUCUAGUUAUCGUUAGUUUAGUUAGCUCGUUACGUUAAGAAUCGCCAACUUACAAGGAACUAUAACAGCUGUAGCAAUUUAUCUGUUCUGGAUAUAAUCCUGUGCUAGCCUCUUUCCAUAACUAGCAAUUUAUAUUUUGGCUGAUCUAACUUUGUCAUCUCAUCACUUAACAGGACAGCAGACACGCGAGGUACUUUGCGUCAGAUCGGACAAUGACACCGGUCAGACAGCUGCUAGUGUUAACUGCUGUGGAGAAGAGUCCAAACCAAACUCUGUAAAUCUCUGUUACAGGUAAGAAGGUGGAAAGAUAAACUUUAGCUGGUAACUUAAACGCUAUAAAUAAAAGAGUACAAAUUUAACUCUGAAGAAUAGAGUAUUGAGCCGAGAAAAAAUAUUUAUCUAGCACACAUCGUACUGGAAUGUUUCUGCCACAAGUAUUGAAACAGUUUCAGAUUUCUUUACUUCAUAUCAUUCAAUGUUUGUUUGUUAGUAGGCAAAGCCAGAGUCACCUCUGUCCGACGAUAGUUUAACUUAACUAAUUUUCUCCAAAUUUUCAAUUAAACGUGAAUUUUGACCUUUCAUUUUCUUUCAUCCAUCAUCCCACGUUUAGUGGAUUUUAUUGGCUUUUUUUUUGCUUCUCAUAACCUUCCCAGUAAUAUCAUUUUUGCGUUGUAUUUUACUUUGAAAAUUAGCUGGCAUACAGACGAUUGGCAAGCUUGUACUAAAACAUGUGGAAAAGGUACCCAGUCACGAUCUGUUGUUUGCCGCGCAAAGCUAAACGACACUCAUUACGACAUAGACGAGUCAGAAUUCCUAUGUAACAUAACAUUAAAGCCAAUGACAUUCAGAUCAAGCUGCAAUGAUGUGAACUGUCCUGCUACGUGGAAAACCUAUUGGCCUGAGGUAUGGAAUACGAAGUACGACGCAGAAUUCAAUAGCUUCACCAGAGCAGCGAUAAUCUGAUGAGUGUUAGCCCGAAAGUAACAGUCCGUUUCCCACACAUAACUAGACAACUCUAAUCGCACAGAAAUUCCCCCUACUCUUUAUGAUUAGCAGUAUGGCUUAUCUCCAAAAAUCCUUUGAUAGGCCUCUUGUAAUAACUCUUUCGGUUUGUGAUGUUACUCUUGUGUGGGUUUAAAAAAUCACUCGGGAAGAAAGUAACAACCUUUUGCAGUGAAAUGCGCGUCCCAACCUUAGGUUAUGGGACUGUUUAAAAUAGUAGUGUAAAUCGCAUGAGCACACAACAAGUUCCGUUCAUUUCUAACCCCAAUGGGAUCUGUAACCAGUAACUAGUUAUACAGAAACACUUAUACGUGAAUCUAUUUGUGGAUGACUUUAAAUUGUGCAUUUUUUUAUUCCUUAGUGUUCAAAGCUUUGCCUUACCGGAAACCGAACCAGGGAGGUUAAAUGCUCAAGAAUAAACGAACUGGGACAAGAUGAAGAUGUUUCAGACAUACAAUGUGAAUACGAAUCCCCACCUCUUGCUAUAACGGAGUCAUGCAAUAGUGACAAUCCCUGUAAAGGUAUAAACCUCCUUACUAUACAGUACAAAGAAAAAUUAGGCCACCACAAUGAAGAAUGACUACGCGUCACUUUAACGUAAGCACAAUUACUCUGGCUUCCACCUGCUGAAUUUUCUAAAUGUAGUAAAGAUGUAGGGUAAUUUAUACAAAAUGUACUAAAUACAUAAUGUUUAAUGAAUGGGGAGGACUUGCCACUACCCUAUAGCCAAAUUUGAUCUUCAGCCAAACUUAUGUGGUACACAGUAAAUAGACCGAAGAGGUUGCAUUCAUUCAAUCCCUUUCUCUCUCCAUUGGCACGAUUUCAGCUCUGAAUCCAACUUUUCAGAGUUGUGAUAAAACUAUUACCUCUCAUUACCCCAACAGAGUACGAGAUCGGGUGUUUCAAGACACCUCAAGACCUGUUCUCAGAGACACUUGGUGAUUUCACCCAAGAAGCCGAUGCAAGCAAAACGUUAAUGGAGUGCAAGGAGCUUACAAAACAAAGUGGUUACAAUGUGUUUGCUCUUGGACAUGGUGGCCUGUGCAUGUCAGGACCAAAUGCAAAGGAUACCUACUACCGAUACAAGCCUGCUUCCAAAAAAAACAAGUGUUCAAAUGGAAUUGGAAUUGGAGACCACAGCGUCGUUUACACAUUUGGUAUUUACAAGAAUAAUAAUGGGACAGUCUCUGUCCCAUUAUGGCUCUUGGUAUUUGCUAUAAUAACAGUGCAAUUUUAGCAUUUGUUGUUAUCCUAUAGAAACUGCAACCCUGAAAAACUGAUAAGCGCAAAUCAGAAAACCGCCAAUGACACCAUUAUAUUCAAAACUGCCUUAGAAACACCUUGUGAUAGAGCUUUCCAUUAGCCCAGUUUUCCUCUGUCGUUGUUGUGGGGAUGACUAGACAGUAUGUUGCAUAUGGCAUGGUUUUUAUGCGCACUCAAAAAAAUGGCAGGCUGAAUAAGCCCACCUCUAUGCCUCAAGCUUGACCUUUAGGUAGGGUUUUCUUUAUCUUUGGUGGAGUAAGAGUAAGGUGAAAUCAUGACAUGCCUCAUAGACAUUAAAGUAUGGUUCUGGAGCAGCUAAUUUAAAUGUUUCCUGUUUCUUAAGUCUGUUGGCAUUGCACAGGUCAGGUCUCACAUGUUAGUAUAAUUUUUACUUUUCUAUAUAUUAAUCAUGUCUUUUACUAGCACUAAGGAUAUGCCACUUUCGUUACCCUUCUAAGGAAAUAUAUUUACGCUGUAUCUUCUUGUAAUGCAUUUUCUCAUUAAUUCCUUUGUUUUAGAACCAUUACCUAAACUUGAGGCGGUUGGUUGUUAUAAAGACUCGUCUAGCCGUGCUCUUCCCACAUUGUAUGCAAAUUUCCGACCUUUCAUUGACUGGUACAAUAUGGACGCUACCAUACGUCAAUGUGCGUUGGUAGCACGUGACAUGGGCUACAAGUACUUCGCUGUCCAAUUUUACGGAGAAUGCUGGUCUUCCUGGGACGCUUCUGAGAAUUAUGACAAAUAUGAUAAACAAACCAAAACUACAUAUUGUUGGGCCAACGUUGGAGGACCCAUGACCAACUACGUUUACCGUUUUCCUUAUGUAAGUAUAUAAAGGAGAAAAACAGGGUGUAAAAUAAUUCGAGUGAAAUCGUUAUCUGCUUGAGAGAUAUUUUAUAGCGUAAAAACCCCCUGCGUUUGAAGCAGUUCGCUUCCCUCUUUGGCCUAUGUUGUGCCCAGAGGCUUGUAUGACAACGCACGAGAUUCCAGGAGCUCCCCGGCUCCCCGGAUCACUUUCACCCCUGGGCAAUAAAAUCUUCGUCCUCAAUGUUUUCAAUAGAAUAAACAAUUUUCUUCUUUCUUUCUUUUUUUUUUUUGACACAGGAAUAAGCGCAAGGCAGUCUCAGCCGCAAGAAAAUCUUCCAACGUUCGUUCCCACAUGUCAUUGGCAGUUCUACGAUUGAAUUCACUUUCGAAUCCUGCUAUUUAACGUACAAAUAAUGUAAAACCUUAAGGCUUAAAGAGUUAAACAUGCCAUGAAAAAUUCUCAUUCUCACA